AUGAGCGAGAGCGACUCCCAGCAUCAGCGCAGCCGCUCUCCGACAACCAACAUCGCAGCCAACGCUGCCACAAGGAUCCGGAGAAGUGCUGACGACACACGAACGACACGGACACCGACAGCCAGGUCGACGGCCGCAACAACGCGCAAGGGCAAUGUCCCCCAGCCGCUCGACGUCAAUAGCGGCGGCCCUUCACUAAUGGACAGGAUCCAGUACAAUCCCCCUACAGGCGGCAUCGUCCCCGAGGUCGCGCCCUGGAUGUCGAACAGUGGACCUGGCAACAUCAAUGGCAAUGGCUUCUCGACGCCGGGUCAGACCGGACAAUCGAGCUUCUACCACGAUUCGAGCGAUGGGCAGUCCGUUGCCUCGCAAAUCUCGCCAGGACAACCAUCAUCGCCGUCGCACCGCAGACCGUCCGGCAGCCACAGUGAGCUACCCGAUGCCCACUACAGCUAUGACAGGCGUCCAUCAGCGGCAAGCAUCGCGACGGCGAGCAGUACGGGCUCAAAGACGAGCUUGAAUAGGGGUGGCAUGCGCAAGCUGCAAGGUUUCUUCGGUGAAGAGUUCCCAGGACGCGACAGCUUCGACGGGAAGAGCAUGCAUAAGGACCAGCAAGCUCGCUCCUUCAGCGGUAGCAAGCAAUCAUAUCGGGGCAGGAAAGCGUCGAAUGCAACAUCAACGAGCCAGACGCGGGACGUAUCGCCAUCGUCAUCGAGACCAAGGACGCCUGUUCCUGCGCCAGAGGUGGUUCCAUUCUUGUACCAGGAUAAUUCGGACAUUGCUCGUUACGGUGAAGCGCCCGUACGAAACAGCCUCACAGGUCUCGAUCGCGACCGCUACCUGAACGAGGGGCAGUCCCAGUCCCAAUCCCAUUCCCAAUCUCAGAUUCCGCCCAAGACAUCUUCGUCAUCCCGAUCGGGCCACUCCAUUGCGCACCUGCCCGGCCACAGGCACCGUCACAACCGAAGCAACGAUGACCCACGAGCCCUACGACCGACGAUGAGCAGAGAAGAAACCAGCAUAAGCGCUAAAGCCCCGGGGGCCACCACAAUGGCGCGCGACAAGGCUCGCCCGCACGCCACCUUUCCUACCCGGUCGAGGGGCCAGAGCCCGACUUCCAGUACAAGCAGCGUUGCGCCGAGCGGAGGCUCUCCAGGCACCCAUGGUAAGAUGGGCCUGCUGGGUCGCUUGCGACAGCACCACCAUAAUCGGAAGGAUCAGAAGGAGGGCAAUGGCGAAGAGCGACACCAUCGCAAUCCCGCCGCCACAGCUGCAUCCAAGCUCAGGAGCCUGCCGCAGUCGACCAAGUCGCUCCAAACAAAAUCGAGCACGACAGACGUGGGCCGCCGCAGGGAGCUGUCGCCAUCCGCCUUACCGCCAUUGGGCCCUACCAUGACCGAGGAGUCACCCUUUUCUCUGGGCGCACCGGCUAUAGAUGGCCAUGCUCCGUCGCGCGCUGGGCCUUCUCGCGGUGCCACCUUUAACAACAAAUUCCACUUUCCCAAAAUGACAAAGUCAUCACAACGCGCACACGAAGACCUCGACGAGUCGAUAGGGCCGACCGACCAGGGGCAACGUCAUCCUGACCCUGGCGCCCUGUAUCAUCUUGACACGAAUCUCAAUGAUAUGGAAGGCAUCUUGACGAGACCACCGAGGCUGGAACCGGUCGACGUGACGUUUCCCAACGAUGACCGUAGAGAGUCGAUUGCCUCCCCGCCACCGAAAGGGCGCUGGGAUGCGCCUGAUAGCUGGGCUGUGCGGCGUAAUACGGACGACCAGUCGAACCACACCACAGAGAUGGAAGAGUUGCAGAGCCCCCCACGACCAGAGGAGAAACGCGCGCCCUACUGCAUACGCAUAUUCCGAUCAGAUGGCACCUUUUCUACCCACUCGAUGCCUCUGGACUCCUCUGUGUCAGAGGUGAUCUCACAGGUCAUCAAAAAGACCUACGUCGUGGAUGGUAUCGAGAACUACCACGUCAUCCUGAAACGCGGCGGGCUCAUCAGAGUGUUGGGCAACAAUGAGUUGCCGCUGCUCAUCCAGAAGCGUCUUCUUCAGCAGGCUGGCUACGAGGACAAGGACCGCAUCGAAGACGUUGGGCGUGAAGACAACAGCUAUCUCUGUCGUUUCGAGUUUCUUUCGUCCAAGGAGGGGGACUUUCACUCACAAGCGACCGACAAUGUUGCUGGAAACACGAAGCAGAAGCUCAGCUACGUGAACCUGACAAAACGCAACCUCGUGACGAUUCCCAUCUCGCUGUACCUGCGCGCCUCCGAGAUCGUGUCGCUUAACCUCUCAUAUAACCUCUCACUCGACGUGCCCAGAGAUUUUAUACAGUCCUGCAAGCACCUACGUGAGAUCUCUUUCACCAACAAUGAGGCACGAAGGCUGCCCCUCAGCCUGGGCAGAGCGUCGAAACUCACAAUGCUCGAUGUCUCUAACAACCGACUAGAUCAGCUUGAGCAUGCAGAGCUGGAGUCAUUGACCGCUCUCAUCAAGUUGAAUUUGGCAAACAACCGUCUAAAGGCCUUGCCACCCUACAUUGGCGCUUACAAGAUGCUGCGACAUGUGACUGUAUCAUCGAACUAUCUCGACAGAUUUCCAGCCUUCCUGUGCGACUUGCCCAGCCUCAGAGAUCUGGACCUGAGCUUCAAUAACAUCGACACCUUGCCAGAAGAUAUUGGCGAACUUGGGAACCUGGAGAAGUUUCUCAUCACGAACAAUCGUCUUAAAGCUGUGCCCGACUCGUUCGCAGACCUGGUGAACUUGCGAGAGCUCGACAUUAAGUACAACGCCAUUACCUCCAUCAACACUAUCUCGGAGCUCCCUAAGCUGGAGAUCCUCUAUGCCGACCACAACUCCAUCUCCGCCUUCAGCGGCAGUUUCUACACUCUCCGCCAUUUGAAGCUCAACUCCAACCCUCUGAACAAAUUUGAGCUCGAACAGUCUAUGCCCACGCUCAAGACGCUGAACCUAUCCACAGGGCAGCUGGCAAGCAUCGAUUCUGCCUUUGCUCAUGUACCGAAUCUAGAAAAUCUUAUACUGGACAAGAACUACUUCGUGUCGCUGCCCGUGCAGAUUGGCACACUGUCGCGAUUAGAGCACUUUAGCAUCGCCAAUAACUCGGUUGGAGAGCUGCCUCCGCAGAUCGGUUGCCUGACGGAGUUGCGGCGCUUGGAUGUGCGAGGGAAUAAUAUAUCGAAGCUGCCAAUGGAGAUCUGGUGGGCCAAGAAACUCGAAUAUCUCAAUGCGUCAUCCAACGUCCUGGAGCAGUUUCCCAAAGCUGCGUCGAGACCGCCACGUGUGCCCGGGGAAGAGCAUAGCGGGCCGCCACCUACAGUCCGGAACGGGCCCUCUCUCCCUCUGGGAUCUCUAUCUACGACACCCAGCUCAGAAGAACUGUCGGAUGACAGGAGGCCAAGUCAGGCCUCGAGCACCCUGCUAAGUAUUGGGCCCUCGCCAGCAUCUGACCGUAAGAGCUCGGUGGUGUCGGUUUAUGGGAAGGGAGGACGACAGACUUCGGUUGUCUCAAGGUCUGGCACGUCGUCGAACACUGCCACGGCUCCCUUGACAGGUCGAAAGGACUCGACUCUCUCGUCGCGAAUGUCCAACACCUUUGCUGGCUCCCUGCGCAAUCUGUCCUUGGCCGACAACCGUCUCGACGACGACGUUUUCGACCAGAUUGCGUACCUAGCGGAGCUUCGUAUCCUCAACUUAUCCUACAAUGACGAGAUCACGGACAUGCCCCAGCGAGCCAUCAAGAGCUGGCCCCAACUAGUGGAGCUGUAUCUUUCAGGAAACGGUCUUACAAGCCUGCCCGCUGACGACCUGGAAGAGACGAGCUUGUUGCAGACAUUAUUCAUCAACGGCAACAAGUUCACGAAUUUGCCAGCGGACAUCUCUCGAGCUUCCAAACUGGCCGUACUGGACUGCGGCAGCAACCAGCUCAAGUACAACAUCUCCAACGUGCCGUAUGACUGGAACUGGAACCUGAACCCCCAACUGCGAUAUCUGAACUUGUCGGGCAACAAAAAGCUUGAGAUCAAGCAGACAAUCCCACCCACGGGCUCGACAGCUGUAGCUACGCCUGGCAUGUUCGAUGUUGGUUCGUUGACAGACUUUAGCAAGCUCACUAAUCUGAGGAUCCUUGGCCUGAUGGAUGUCACACUUACCCAGCCCAGUAUUCCCGACCAAAGCGAGGACCGCCGAGUGCGCACAUCAGGUUCGCUGGCCGGACAUCUCAAGUAUGGCAUGGCGGACACACUUGGCAGGAAUGAGCAUCUGUCUGCCGUUGAUCUCGUUGUGCCACGCUUCAAUUCCUCAGAGACCGAGAUGCUACUGGGGCUGUUCGAUGGAGCGCCGUUGUCCAUGGGAGGGUCCAAGAUUGCCAAGUACCUGCACGAAAACUUCGGGCAUAUAUUUGCACAGGAGCUCAAGAGUCUCAAGACGGAGGGCGCCGAGACUCCCGAAGACGCACUCCGGCGCGCUUUCCUCGCCGUGAACAAAGACCUGGCCACGAUAGGUGUGCAGCGCACCGACGAUCGACCUCGAACGACGCAACGACUACACCCUCACAGCCAACCUCUUGUGAUCAGUAAAGAGGACUUGUCGUCUGGUGGUGUGGCGACAGUCGUCUAUCUCAAAGGCACUGAACUCUAUGUUGCCAAUGUUGGAGAUGCACAGGCGAUGGUCGUCAAGUCCAACAACAGUCAUGUCAUGCUCACGAAGAAACACGAUCCGGCCGAGCCAACCGAACGCUCCCGGAUACGAGAGGCCGGCGGCUGGGUAUCCAGGAACGGUCGGCUGAACGACAAGCUGGAGGUGUCGCGCGCUUUUGGAUACAGCGACAUGAUCCCCGUCGUCCAGGCGUGCCCUUGGGUCAGUCAAAUGUCGAUUAGGGAGACGGAUGAGAUCAUCAUCAUGGCGACCAAGGAGCUUUGGGAAUACCUCUCGCCCGAGCUGAUUACAGACAUUGCUCGCGCCGAGCGGCAAGAUCUCAUGCGGGCGGCGCAAAAGCUGCGUGACCUGGCAAUGGCGUAUGGCGCGACCGGCAAGAUCAUGGUCAUGAUCAUCAGCGUCACUGAUCUCAAGAGGCGCGUGGAACGAUCGAGGACAGGCAACCGCGGCCCGAGCAUGUCGCUCUACCCUUCGGGUGUGCCAGACGAGUUCAUUCACCGUCCCUUGAAGAAGAGCAAGACUGGCGUGCUGGAUUCGUCGCUGAACCGACUCGAGGCGGAGAUCCCCGCCCCUACUGGGACCAUCUCCAUCGUCUUCACCGAUAUCAAGAACUCGACCAUGCUGUGGGAGAUGUACCCCAAUGCGAUGCGCUCGGCCAUCAAGCUGCACCACGAGGUUAUGCGACGACAGCUGCGACAGAUUGGAGGAUACGAAGUCAAGACUGAAGGCGAUGCGUUUAUGGUAUCGUUUCCCACUGCCACGUCCGCCCUACUCUGGUGUUUCGCUGUGCAGCUGAGUCUGCUUGAAGUCAAUUGGCCAUCGGAGGUUCUCACUGCCGCUUCUGCAGAGGUCAUUCACGACAACAACGGAAGCGUCAUCUUCAAAGGCCUCUCGGUUCGCAUGGGUAUCCACCACGGCGACUGCGUCAGCGAGACAGACCCAGUCACGCGACGUAUGGAUUACUUCGGGCCCAUGGUCAACAAGGCGGCCCGUGUGUCAGCAGUAGCCGAUGGCGGCCAAAUCACAGUGUCCUCCGAUUUCAUCUCUGAGAUUCAGAGGUGUCUCGAAAACUACCAGGACACCGACCGCCAGGGCUCAUCGGGGUCGGAAGGGUACGAAGAGGAGUAUGCCAAUUCCAUUCGCAAGGAUCUGCGAUCUCUUACGUCUCGAGGCUUUGAGGUCAAGGAGAUGGGCGAGAAGAAGCUGAAGGGCCUCGAGAACCCCGAGGUCAUCUACUCUCUCUACCCCCACGAACUUGCUGGCCGAAUCGAGUACCACCAACAGAUUGAGCGCCGGGACGACAAUCCGGACGCUGUCAAGCCACAAACCGUCCGGACCGGCCAGGGCGCCGAUCUCAAGCCUGAGGUCGUCUGGGAUCUCUGGAGGGUUAGCUUGCGCCUCGAGAUGCUGUGCAGCACACUCGAGGAGGUUCGCGGCUCCGGAUUGCAGCCGCCCGAGACGGAGCUGAUAGAUCGGUUGAAGGCGCGUAGUGGCGAGAUUUCAGAGCGUUUCCUGAUGAACUUCAUGGAACACCAAGUCAGUAGGAUAGAGGCUUGCGUUACAACAAUAGCAGUACGAUAUCUGGCCCGCUGCGACGGACCAUUGCACGAGCUUAAUCAGCUUCGCGCACCCAUGUCCGCUGUGCUGGACUUCUUUGUCCAGCAAAAGAAGGAGCUGGAGCGGUAUCGCGCAUUGUACGGCGACCUGCCGCCGGACCACGCAAUAACAAAUGACGACGGCAAUGUUGACGAUGACGACGACACGGAGGGCAGCUCCACGGCGCAGGAAUGA
Molecule: messenger RNA, 6468 nt
Organism: Emericellopsis cladophorae
Lineage: Eukaryota; Fungi; Ascomycota; Sordariomycetes; Hypocreales; Bionectriaceae
Product: Adenylate cyclase-like protein
Exons: 4
Coding region: 1-6468 (2155 amino acids)
Biological process (GO): cAMP biosynthetic process; intracellular signal transduction
Molecular function (GO): protein binding; magnesium ion binding; adenylate cyclase activity
Source: RefSeq, a predicted model, not a curated record